UGUAGGAAACAUAGGAAAGGUGUUCCAAAUUAACUACGAAAAUCUUAGACUCAAUUAUGUCAAAUUUGACCCAGACCCGACAGUUCGACAGACGGUCUGGUCACUGUGUUUAGGGUUUUAUUUAGUGGCCUUCGGCAUGGCAUUCAACCAGGCAACGGUUCAGAGGAUAAGUUCCGUUAAGUCUUUACAAGAAGGCAAACGAAUUAUGUAUUUUGCUGCUCCAGCCUUCUUCAUUAUCGCCCUUAUAGUCAAUAUUGAAGGUCUAGUGAUGUUUGCCUACUUUAAUGUCGUCGGCUAAGAUCCCAUUGAAUCAGGUCAGAUAAAGAAUGCUAGUCAGUUGCUACCCCACAUGGUGGUGAGGAUAUUUCACGGUCUUCCUGGACUCUCCGGGCUGUUUCUCGCUUCUUUGUUCAGUGCCUCAUUAAGCACAAUUUCAUCUGGACUAAGUUGUCUAAGUGCUCAGACAGUACAAGACUUCAUUAAACCCCGAUAUAAUGACAUGUCCGAUGGAAAAGCCACGGCGAUUGCCAAAGUAUCAGUCUUUUUCUACGGAGGGAUGUCUGUCGCUGUCACAGCGCUGAUAGCCAAUGUUUCGGGAUCUAUGAGUCAGAUAGCUGCUUCAAUACUUACCUGUUUUGGAGGUCCUCUGUCCGGCAUGUUCCUCUUUUCCAUGUUUUGUCCAUGGGCAACUAAAAAGGGUGUCGUCAUCGGCGGGGUAAUAUCGAUGAUAUUUGUUUUCUGGAUAUCCCUUGGACAAAACUUCUUCACGUCUAAACCAAGUGAGCCUUGGCUGCCACCAAACCCAACAGAUCAAUGCUCUCUGGAUUCGACAUUCUACACAAACACAACUUUGAUGACUAAUUCAACUGUUUGCUACAACUCAUCAGCUUGACAUCCGUCGCAUCCUAGCAACACAUCUUCACGAAUAACAUCAUACCAAAAAGAAAUGGAAAUCUUCAAUACCAUCAAAGCGUAAUUACUUUACAUAUUGCGUAUUGAAUAUGAAAAUGUGGUUUAUAUAUCGAUGGUGUAUACACAAUGGAAAUGUCGAUUGGAACAUUGAAUGAUUAACAAUAAUAACGUCAUCAAUUCAAAAUUAUUCAAACUUAUACUAGUGUUU
Messenger RNA from Mizuhopecten yessoensis (Yesso scallop), 1120 nucleotides. Its product is annotated as sodium-dependent multivitamin transporter-like. Lineage: Eukaryota; Metazoa; Mollusca; Bivalvia; Pectinida; Pectinidae. Bases 350 to 892 code for a protein of 180 amino acids. The record is from RefSeq and is a predicted model, not a curated record. Gene Ontology annotation, biological process: transmembrane transport; sodium ion transport. The transcript has 8 exons. Gene Ontology annotation, molecular function: symporter activity. Gene Ontology annotation, cellular component: membrane.